Messenger RNA from Colletotrichum truncatum, 1857 nucleotides. RefSeq names its product histidyl-tRNA synthetase. Gene Ontology annotation, biological process: mitochondrial translation; histidyl-tRNA aminoacylation. The record is from RefSeq and is a predicted model, not a curated record. Gene Ontology annotation, cellular component: cytosol; mitochondrion. Lineage: Eukaryota; Fungi; Ascomycota; Sordariomycetes; Glomerellales; Glomerellaceae. Gene Ontology annotation, molecular function: RNA binding; ATP binding; histidine-tRNA ligase activity.
AUGAAUAUCCAGCUGAAGAUUUUCUCGAGGUCUGCCAGACCGGUCUGCCGACUGACUUUUCUUUCUCAAAGCCCAAUUUCAACCCCUCUUUUGCUUUCCAGCAGACCCAGCCGUCGCGCCUUUUCUUCGUCGAACCCUCUUUACGAAAACGACGGUCAACAACUGCCCGACAUGGCGCCCAAGUCCAAGUUUGAGCUCAAGACCCCUAAGGGCACCAAGGAUUGGUUCGGCAAGGACAUGAUCAUUCGCGAGAAGAUCUUUUCGCAAUUGAAGGGUGUUUUCCAGAAGCACGGUGGCAUGGAACUUGAUACCCCUGUUUUCGAGUUGAAAGAGAUUCUCUCAGGCAAGUACGGCGAAGACUCGAAGCUCAUCUACGACCUGGCCGACCAGGGCGGUGAACUUACCUCCCUUCGAUACGAUUUGACCGUCCCGUUUGCGCGAUGGCUCGCCAUGAACAAGGAUAUCCAGAGCGUCAAGCGCUACCACAUCUCCAAGGUCUACCGCCGUGAUCAGCCCGCCAUGAACAAGGGCCGCAUGCGCGAGUUCUACCAGUGCGAUUUCGAUAUUGCCGGCACCUACGACUCCAUGCUCCCCGACGCCGAGAUCAUCCGCAUCGUCGUUGAGGUCUUCGAGGGCCUUGGCUGGAACGGAAACUACACCAUCAAGCUUAACCACCGCAAGAUCCUCGACGGUAUCUUCGAGGUAUGCGGCGUCCCCGAGGACAAGAUCAGGACGAUAUCCUCCGCCGUCGACAAGCUCGAUAAGCUGCCCUGGGCGGAUGUGCGCAAGGAGAUGACCGAGGAGAAGGGUCUGGACGGGGAGAUCGCCGACAAGAUUGGCGAGUGGGUUGUCCAGAAGGGCAAGCAGGACCUGCUCCGCAAGCUGCAGCGGGAUGACAAGCUCGCCGCCAACGCCUCGAUGAAGGCUGGUAUGGCCGACCUGGAGCUCCUGUUCAGCUACCUCGAGGCCUUUGGCGCUCUUGACAGAGUGUCUUUCGACCUCUCUCUUGCUCGUGGUCUCGACUACUACACGGGUGUUAUCUACGAGGUCGUCACCGAAGGUUCCGCCCCCGCUGCCACCCCCGGUGCGGAUGACACAACAGUCAAGCCCAAGAAGAAGAGCAAGAACAAGGACAAGGACGACGAUGACCGUUCCGACGACCCUAGCGUCGGUGUCGGCAGUGUCGCAGCCGGUGGACGGUACGACAACCUCGUCGGCAUGUUCUCCGGCAAGACUCAGAUCCCCUGUGUCGGAGUUUCAUUCGGAAUUGAGAGAAUCUUCAGCAUCACCAAGGCCAGAAUGCAGGCCGAGAGCGAGGCCCCCCAAAGCACAGUGGACGUCUACGUCAUGUCCUUGGGAUCCAAGGCCGGUCUGAUCAAGGAGCGCCUUGAGGUCUGCUCGAAGCUGUGGGACGCCGGCAUCAAGGCCGAGUUCCUCUACAAGGUCAAGCCCAAGCUGCCUCCUCAGUUCAAGGCCGCCGAGGCCAACGCCACGCCGUUCGCCGUCAUCCUCGGAGACGACGAGAUCCAGAAGGGCGUUGCCAGAAUCAAGGAGUUGGGCCUGCCUGAAGGCCACCCCCAGAAGGACGGCGAGCUGGUCGACAUGGCGGCUCUCGUCCCCGAGGUGCAGAAGCGUCUGUCGCGGAAGCGCGAGCUGGACGACAUUGCGCGACAGGCCGAGGGCCUGAGAGUGGUCGGCGGACUGAAGGGUGAGGACGUCAAGAGCGCGUCGGCCUCCGAGGUUGGUACUGUCGUCGAGACACCGGCUGCCGACGCCGAGGCGCCGGUUGCCGCUGUUACACAAGAGGCGAAGCCGGCGGCGGAGUCGGAGGAGAGCAAGCCUGCGCCAAGCGCAUAA